UUCCCUCUCUUCGUCUGUCUGUCUCGACGUCCCCGACUUCCAGAAGGACGCCGACUCCUCUCUCCCUUCUCCAAAGGUCGCAAUGAAGUUCCUCCAACUGGCAACCAUCGUUCUGGUGGGCGUGGCCUCAGCAUUGCCGCGCAUUGUCAAGAGAGACUCCACUGUUUUCAACCUUGAACUGCCUUCCAACGCUUCCGUCAUAGUUGGAAAUAUUAAUCCUGGUUUCGACUGCCAAGGACGAAAGUAUGGCUACUACGCAGAUCCUGCCAACAACUGCCAGAUCUUCCACAUAUGCUACCCUUAUACAGAUCCUCUAGGAGUCGUCACCACCAGGUUUUUCUCCUUCCUCUGUGGCCAAGGAACCAUCUUCGAUCAGGCAACACUGACGUGCAACUUCCCUCAAUUUUCCCAUCCGUGUGAAUCCGCCACAAAUCUUUAUAACAUCAACGAUUACUUCAACCGGGAGGACAGACAGUUUAGAGAUGGCUUGAACGACAUUUUCUAACGUGGAUUUAUAGGAGCAUCGACCUUCAGUGUAUUUUCUCCAUGGGGAACCAUCUCAAGGUUAUUUCUCUAUGCUAAACCCAGGGGUUUUCAGCCUUACGCUUUCAAUUCAUCAGUCUAUUGACAUUCUAUUAAUCCAUCACAUGUCUGAAGUUGUUCAAGGAAUGAUUCUGAUGCAGUUUGACAGAAUUGCCUGAAAAGUCAGUUUUUUUUUUCUUUUUUUUCCCUGAAUAUGUAAACAUUGUUGCCAUUCUUGUUUGUUAUGAGUGUCUUCCACUACUUUCUUUUAGUUGUCUUAUUCUCAGAAAUAUAUGUAUUUUGUGUAUAAAAUGUGUAUAUAAAU
Messenger RNA from Macrobrachium nipponense, 847 nucleotides. RefSeq names its product U-scoloptoxin(01)-Cw1a-like. Gene Ontology annotation, molecular function: chitin binding. Lineage: Eukaryota; Metazoa; Arthropoda; Malacostraca; Decapoda; Palaemonidae. Bases 83 to 505 code for a protein of 140 amino acids. The record is from RefSeq and is a predicted model, not a curated record. The transcript is spliced from 4 exons. Gene Ontology annotation, cellular component: extracellular region.